AUGAGCGCUAGCACAAGUGGUACUUCGGCACCAGCUGCAGCCUCACGAAAGUCGUUGAAGGCUUUUAGCGAAGACGUAUGGAAAAACAAAACCGCAAAGAUCAAUGCAGAGCUUUUCACUUUAACUUACGGGUCCAUCGUUUCGCAGCUUUGCACAGACUAUGAGCGCGAUUUUACAAGAGUCAAUAACCAACUCUAUUCAAUGGGAUACAAUAUAGGGGUUAGGCUAAUCGAGGAUUUCUUAGCCCGUACCGCGCUUCCAAGAUGCGAUUCGUUGGCAAAGACCAGUGAAGUUAUCAGUAAAUGUGCAUUCAAGGUAUUUUUGAAUGUCACUCCUCAGAUUGGCAAUUGGUCAAGUAAUAAAGAUUCUUUUUCAAUCUUUUUGGAAGAAAAUCCAUUGUCAGAUUUUGUGGAGUUACCCAUGGAUGCUGCGAGGGAGCUUUGGUAUUCUAACAUUGUCUGUGGAGUACUCAAAGGUGCGUUAGAAAUGGUGCAAAUGGACUGUGAUGUGUGGUUCGUAAGUGACGUUUUAAAAGGCGAUCAAUUGACAGAAGUGAGGGUCAAACUUAAUAGAAUUUUGAAGGACGAAAUUCCAGCCGGUGAGGAUUGA
Molecule: messenger RNA, 609 nt
Organism: Lachancea dasiensis
Lineage: Eukaryota; Fungi; Ascomycota; Saccharomycetes; Saccharomycetales; Saccharomycetaceae
Source: the annotation of a GenBank genome assembly